Messenger RNA from Aphanomyces astaci, 1862 nucleotides. RefSeq lists its product as hypothetical. Bases 17 to 1819 code for a protein of 600 amino acids. Lineage: Eukaryota; Oomycota; Saprolegniomycetes; Saprolegniales; Verrucalvaceae. The record is from RefSeq and is a predicted model, not a curated record. The transcript is spliced from 6 exons.
CAACGAAAGAAGUUCCAUGAGCAGCGCAAUCCCACAUCCAUCGCCAGCGCUGCCGCCGCUUAGCUCGUUGGACGAAAUGGAGUCCAAAGGGCCGGGAACAGCGACCAUCACUGAGCAAGACACGGCGAUAGCCUCUGUAGCCCCCCAACUGGCGUCGCAAGCAGAAGCCGCGGCACCUUCAACCACUCCGACAUCCCCACCACCACCCACGUCGCCACUCACAUCGCCACCCGCAUCACCUGUAACCAUCUCAUCGACGGUGCGUGAAGUGUUGUCCGUGCCGUCGCCCCGCCACUAUGCGACCUCGUCACCUCCCCCUUCCGCGUCCAUGUUGUCCCCACGCUCCAAUAGUUUUACGAAGUCGUCGCCACACGACAAACACAUGUCUCCCGCGAUGGAAUGGCGCAACAAGAGUGUGUCCUGUGACGCUCUUCGUGGGUUUGAAUCCUCGCGGAAGACGUACAUCGAUCCAGGGCAGAGCGCAGAUCGUCGGUACUGGGAACUGUUUUGCCAGGAAGUGACCGCCGGCCGCGAGCACAACGCGCGACUCGUCAAGUUCUUCACGCAGAAAGUGGCGGCCGACUUGGCAUAUGCCGACAGUUUGCGGCGCCUUCGCUUGGUGCUCGAUGGCCCGCCGGUGGCAGAUCCAUCAUCUGCAUCGGUGGCGGCAACUUCGACCAAGUCCAAGAUGAACUUGCAGGUUGCGUCCUCAUGUGACCAAGCGCUCGCUGCCCUAGGGGAAAGCCAGCAAUUACUGUGUGAAAAGCUCGAAAUGUUCACCAACACCGUCCAGCGCGACGUCCUCCUGCGACCGUUCCAGGAAAUGGUGGCAAAGUACGAAGAGACUGUAUCUGCGAUGCUGUCAGAAGGGGACGCGCUGGACGCGCUGCUGCAUGUGACACAGCGCCGGGUACACGAAGCGUUCGCCGUGUACGACGGCGUGUUUAGGGACAUGGAGCGGCACCGCCACGCCAAGGACCCGUCGGGUCCGGCCGACUCGAAAGCAGCCGGGAACGACCUCUGGCUCGCGGAAAUGUCGUACGGCGUGCAUGUAAAGCGGCUGCAAACCGUCCGCGUCGAGUAUGUCAAGGGGAUGGCGGGUCUAUUCCACCAGUUCAAGACGUUGGAGGUGCUGCGGGUGUCUGUGACGAAGUCGGCGCUGGACAUUUUCAUCCGCAAGCAAAAGUUGAUUUUUGAAGAAUUAGGCAAUUCCAUGACGGAACCGCUGGCCAUUGUGCAGAAAAUCGAAGCCGAGAAAGAUUUGAUCCAAACCAUCCGUCGCAUACCACGCAAUAACACUGCGCUGGCAUUGGCAGUGGACGGCCAAGAAGCCGCUUUCUUCAGCUCGUUCCGGUCACCCUUAGCUAGUCCACUGUUGAUUCGAUGCGGAUUCCUAAAAUACCAAGUGACGUCGACAAUGUUCAAGACAUGGAAAGAUAUGUUUGGGGUGAUUACGCAGGACCGGUGGUUACACUUGUUUGAGCUCAACCCGCCCACGUUGUCGUGUGUGAAGAGUUUGAACGAGUACAUUUUGGAGUGCCUGCCUGCUGCUACGGCUGACAGUGUCACAUGCAAUCCGUUCGCGUCCGUCUCGUUGCCCAACUGCCGCCUCACAAUCGCCAAGGGCCACAGUCCGACGUUCGAAGUCGCCGAAGCGGUUGCGUCCACGGGCCUCUUCAGCGUGUUUAAGACGGAGAGCACCAAGCGCCACAUGUUUCAAUGCGUGUCCCAGCCGGACUUGGUGGAUUGGGUGGUCGCCGCGAAACGGCUGAUCCCGUCCCCCACGUCCUCCCACAGUCGCCCAUACCAUCAUCGCUAAGACUAGUAUAAUUAACAAGUCUCUCUAUCUCUCUCCGAGUACC